Molecule: messenger RNA, 534 nt
Organism: Symbiodinium sp. CCMP2456
Lineage: Eukaryota; Dinophyceae; Suessiales; Symbiodiniaceae
Source: the annotation of a GenBank genome assembly
GUGUUCGGCUUGGACACAAACACAGGGAAGCAGCUUUGGGAGUACGAUCCCGACCAUGUCGUUUGGAAUCUGUCGCCUUUGUUCCCUGAUGACGAAUCUGUCGUCUUCAUGGACUUCACAGGUGGCAUGUACAAGCUGUCGCUCACCACCGGUCAGGAGCUGUGGAAGACCCCAGCACCCAAUUCUGACCCGUCCUUCUCGGACGGUGGGCCAACAUUGGGCCAGAAUGGCAAAGUGUAUGCGUGCAGCAACUACGGUGUCGCAAUGGGGCAGGAAGGCUCUCUAGGUGUGGCACGUGCCUUCGACCUCCAGUCGGGGCAGAUCGUUUGGGAGAAGAUUCUCUCCUCGCCCUGCAACUCCUUUCCGGCAGUGGGCCACGUCAGAGGUUCUGAUCGCCUCGCAGCUGUGUUUCUGCCCGGCCCGUUUGACGGCACACCAAAUGUCGAGGCCUCCGCAGGGAGCGCCCGGCCUGCUCCAGAUUUUCCAGGAGCAGGACGCCGCGAGCCUCGCCCAGCGCGGGCUGCGCAUCCAUGA